UAUCACUUUCCGUGUACCACAGAAAUAUUCAAAAAUCGAACGCACAGCGCGCUAAGUGCAAUUUGUUUACUUUUUUUUCUAUUCCUCGGACGGCCUAAACUGACAACGAAUUUAUUCACAGAUAAUUAAUUUAAAGAAAUUAAAGUUAGACUUUUCAAGGACGUGUAAUUAGGAAAUUUGAUGGCGAUUAAGUGAGUUUUUUUAUAUCGAUAAGAUAAUUGUAUAGAAACGUCACGUUCGUGGCGUGAUCGUGCGAAGUGAUCAAUUAAUUAAAGGAAUUUUUUUUUUUGGUCAAGUGCAGUUACAAGUGCCCGUUCUAGUUUGGAUUAUAGUGUGCGAAGCACAUACAACAUGACCAGACUUCGAUCGUUAAAGGAGCGAGUCUAAAACUUUCAAUCAUGUCAAUCCACACAAGAAAGAGGUCGAACCGGUGAUUUCUAGUUCAAAAUAAAAGAUGGCGCUGUUAACUAAUUCGUCAGCGAGUGGGCCAACAGCAACGCCGACGGCGCCCCAAGCCCAUCACUCAACGACGCCAUUACACCACUACUUUCACUACUUGAAACAGCCGUCGCCAUUAGCGCAGAAUCCUUACGCUCACCAUUCAAGCGCUCACCACAUGGGGAUGGGGCCAGGCCCGCUGGGUGGUCUCGGCCCUUUCGGUUUAACGCAUCAUGGCUUAGAGGCGGUUGGAUUCCCACAAGGUGUAAAUCCAAGAAAGCAACGUCGGGAGAGAACUACGUUCACAAGGGCACAACUGGACGUGCUAGAAGCAUUGUUCGGCAAGACCAGGUACCCUGACAUCUUCAUGAGGGAGGAGGUGGCUUUGAAGAUCAACUUACCGGAAUCUAGAGUACAGGUCUGGUUCAAGAACCGCAGAGCAAAGUGUCGACAACAGUUACAACAACAGACCAAUUCUCAAAUAUCAAGCAAAACCUCAUCAAACACCAAAAGCAUAUCAUCAAGUAAUACGAUCAAAAGCUCCAAUACAUCAUCGAAGAUAAGCACAUCGAAGUCAUUGACAAAUUCGUCAAAUGCGCUUACCUCAACCCAAAACACGUCCAGCAUUGCCACAUCCUCUCCCAACCUUCCAACCCCAACAACUUCCGUAAGCCCCCCAAUAAACGUUAUUUGCAAGAAAGAAGCGGGCCCCUCCAACUACGAUUCGUCACCACUGAAUAAAAACUUAUCCAUCUCUCAUCACUAUAAUUCGAAUGAUGCUCUAAGAAUCAGCAAGGAGUCAUCACCUUCUGAUGCUCUAUCGAAUGUCCAUAACUAUGGAGUGACACCAAAGCAGGAGCUUUAUAAUAGUCCAAAGCGGUUGGACUAUUCAAGCAAAGUCGACUAUUCAGAAAAAUCGUUUGGCAGUAACUUAGUUAAAGACCAGUACAGCUCUCGUUUGACAGGCAACUUAACUCCUUUAGGGUCCAAUUCAUCUAUCAUGACGACCCCGUCGCCCCCCAUAACUCCUCAAAGUUUGAAUGGUCCAGGAAAUGUUUAUCAUCCGGACAGCUACAACAGUUUCCACUGGCCAGGCAGCUCGGACUACAUCAGGAGUUAUUCUAGCUCUCAUCAUCAUCAAGGAUAUGGGCAGAGCGCAUACAAUUCACCGUACUAUCCUAGUCAGAUGGAGUAUUUCAACGGUUCGAGUGUGAACCAGUCUCACGGCACCCACCACUCACACAACUUAACAGCUAAUAGCAACCAGCUCUACAACCAAGUGUCAUUUGGCAAUCCCUCUCCCCCCACCGCCUGGCCUUCCCACCACAACAUUCUGUCGUCGGGCCCGGAGUCCCCCGAGAACCAGUCGCAGAACUCCCCACAUUUAAGCAUGCUACAAGCGUCCCAAAUCACGAACUUUUCAAACUCUGGCAACAACUAUUUCGCACCAGAAAAGUACGGUAUAAAUAUGGUGUAGUGUUACUAGUCAUUUCCUAGGUUACUGUAAAUACUUCCUAUUACUUAAGUCUCUAGGCGAUUUAUCCAGACAUCAUUUUGCUUCUGAACUAAAAAAAAAAUAAUUGUCUAUAGUCACGGUCAACAUUUGAAAAGCGUACUUUUGACAGCUGUCAAAUUUUUAAUAUUAUCAUUUAUUCUUUAUGACUUAAGUCUGAAACCGAACUGUAUAAAAAUUUGAGAGUUGUUAAAAAUGCGACGUAAGUACAUAUCAACAAUUGUUUUCAUUGAGUUAGAUCAAUUUUACAAAGCAAAGUUAUUUUGGAUAAAUCUCUUGAAUAAAGUUGAGAGUUUAGUCUACUUUGUAACUUAGAAUAUUUGGGCAAAACCUAAAAUCAUUCUGAUGCAAAAUAAAUAAAGUCAAGGCUUUGCGUCUAAAAAACCAAUAUUUUUUUCUCAAAAUUGCAAAGGACUAAAGUGUUAAGCUUAUCAAUAUUAAAAACUUAUUUAAAGUAUGAUUUUAUGAUUUGCCCAUUUUCUAAUUUACAAAUAUGCCCAUAAGACUUUAAUUUGUGAACCGUUAUUAACGAUUUUCAACGAAAUUUCAUAACGAGGCCUAAUUACCUUAAUGUCGGCUUAAAGUUGCCAUAUAAAAAAACCUGCAAUUUUUUUCGCUUGUACAUUCCCUUGAGUCAUAUCAUAUUGUAUUUAAAAAUUAAUAAUUUUAGAUUAUGACGACGCUUGGUGAAUUCGCGUAAAUUUAUUAUUAUUGUAUAUAUUAUAAAGUACUGUGUAAGAGUUUUUAUUUUUAAAUGAAAUUUGUAAAUGUGCGUGCUACUAUUGUAUAUGUGGAAUAAAUUGUGUAGGUGAUAAUUUUUAAGUGUUAACUUGAUUAGUGAUUCAUAGGAGUCCUUGGAGCUUACUAAAACCUCCAUUAAGAAAAUUUGUAUCCCAGUGUUACCAGUGGUAACAUCUUUUUUUGUAUGGCUAACCUAACCGAGCCUCAUACAGUACGAAGCUAUGAUAUUUUUUCUCCUAAUUUUUGAAAUUGUUUGCACUGUGAUUGUAAAAAUGAAACAUCAAUUAGUACAGAUAAAUUGUACAGAUAAUGUAAAAAUAAUUUAUAAUAGUCUAAUUAAUGUUUUUAAAUAAAGAAUUUGGGAAACAAAUUCUUAGAC
Messenger RNA from Nymphalis io (European peacock), 3071 nucleotides. RefSeq names its product homeobox protein OTX2-B (gene oc). Gene Ontology annotation, biological process: regulation of transcription by RNA polymerase II. The transcript is spliced from 5 exons. Gene Ontology annotation, molecular function: RNA polymerase II cis-regulatory region sequence-specific DNA binding; DNA-binding transcription factor activity, RNA polymerase II-specific. Bases 455 to 1915 code for a protein of 486 amino acids. The record is from RefSeq and is a predicted model, not a curated record. Lineage: Eukaryota; Metazoa; Arthropoda; Insecta; Lepidoptera; Nymphalidae. Gene Ontology annotation, cellular component: nucleus.